Pseudovirgaria hyperparasitica is the source of this 1313-nucleotide messenger RNA. RefSeq lists its product as uncharacterized. The record is from RefSeq and is a predicted model, not a curated record. The coding region runs from base 84 to 1223 and encodes 379 amino acids. The transcript has 3 exons. Gene Ontology annotation, molecular function: protein binding. Lineage: Eukaryota; Fungi; Ascomycota; Dothideomycetes; Acrospermales; Acrospermaceae.
UACAUUCGUUCCAUUGUCUGAUCGCACGUACAGUCCAUAGCAGCCGACACCGACGUGGUCAAUAAAUUCUCAGAACAUCCAACAUGGCGCCUAGCGAUGAUGGGUUUGGUCAGUUGCUCGAGACGGGCGAAUACAGUGACUGUAUCAUUGUAUGCAUAGGACCUGAGGUCAACUACGAGUUCAGAACUCAUAAAUCUGUCGUCUGUUGCCAAUCGCCCGUCCUAAGAGCGGCUUUCAAUCGCUCAUCCAUGGAGAAUUCUCCCGACACCAUACUCAUCGAGGACUAUGACCUGACUACGGUUGCACACAUGAUGGACUUCCUUUACAAAAAGUCAUAUAGUGUCAAUGUCACCGACGUUGACGACAAGGAUAUUUCCAACAAAUUGAUCCAGCACAUCCGCGUCAAUGCUAUUGCGGAAUGCUACAAGAUCGAGCAGCUCAAGUCGCUCGCGAGCUCCCAAUUUCAUUCACUUCUAGAGUCCUCUUUCACAAUUACCGGGCUAGCCCACGUUAUCACCGAGCUCAGCGCAAUAAACGAGACGUCGAUGAAGGCAGAUCUAGCGUCCGCCCUGUCAAAGAACCCUGCGAAUGCCGUGAAGUAUCUAUCAGCACAAAGAGGCAAGGUCGACGAGCUUUGGUUCUAUGUAUUGCUCUGCUUCGGGCUGGAGCAUGGGGCGAUACAGUCGCAUCUAGAUAAGACGCAGGCUAUGCUCUCACAUGAGGAGACUGAGAUGGAGAAUGUCAGAAGUAAGCUUUCAGAGGUGAUGACUGAACUGUCCGACGCCAAGGUUGAGCUAUCAAGCACAAAGACUGAGCUUUCAGAUCUAAAGACUCUGUAUCAUGUUACUCAGUCACAGCUACAAAGGCUUGAAGCCGCGCUCUUGACCAAGGAGACCCAGCUUUCCACUACAAAUGCUGGACUGGCGCACUCAAAAAACGAUCUUUCAAACGUGGAAAUCUUGCAUUCAAGGGAGCUCACAAAGGUGAAGGCUCAGCUCGCGAAUGUGAAAGUCGAACUUGCGAAUACGACAGCGAAGCCAACGAGACAAAACGCUUCAAGGCAAGGAUUGACCGCGAAUCAAAAAGACGAGUUGGCGGAUUUCAAAGCCUGCGUGAAAAAAGUCAACGAUACAAACGAGUGUCGACACUGUGGUGAGAGCUUCAAAUGGCGCGUCGACGGUGCUCUCAAUUUGCGUUGCGGAGCCUGCACAACACGAAACUGAUAUGAGCGUCGCUCUCGUUUGAGCAGAUUAAUUUCUCUCUCUUAAGAUAAAGGACUAUGCUACAUGGGUUAGGGAGUGGGCUUGCAGGAU